Rhinichthys klamathensis goyatoka is the source of this 3262-nucleotide messenger RNA. It is a transcript of the gene mtss2b, whose product is annotated as MTSS I-BAR domain containing 2b. The coding region runs from base 396 to 2792 and encodes 798 amino acids. Gene Ontology annotation, molecular function: actin binding; phospholipid binding. The record is from RefSeq and is a predicted model, not a curated record. Lineage: Eukaryota; Metazoa; Chordata; Actinopteri; Cypriniformes; Leuciscidae. The transcript is spliced from 16 exons. Gene Ontology annotation, biological process: cell projection assembly; plasma membrane organization. Gene Ontology annotation, cellular component: cytoplasmic side of plasma membrane; actin cytoskeleton.
CACUCACUCACUCACUCACCAGUCUCAGCCGGGCGGGUGGCGCACCGAUGCACCGCUCCACACACACUCUCCGCUUCUCACAUCCAUUCAGCUCGAUUCAGCCUCGUUGUCCGAAGAUGACCGUGACUAUUACGGGGCUAUCCACGAGCCUAACCUCCUCCAACCGCGGAGAGUAGAUCCGGAGCCGAGGAGAGAGAGAGUUAACCCCACAUCUCUCUCGUCUCUCCCCAUCAUCUGCCUCAAUCCUCUGGGCAGCAAAACCGACAGCUUCUGCUGAAAUCUAGCUCUCACCCACAAACACUCUCCUGCUUUUAGCUCUCAAGACGUGUUUCUUCGGGAUAUUGUGGAAGUAAUUCAACACCAGGAUUUUUUUUUUUGCUCUGUAUUCGCUGAAGAUGGAUAAUAUAAACGUGGAGUCUGUGGAGAAGGAGUGCGGGGCUCUUGGUGGAUUAUUCCAGGCGAUUGUCAAUGAUAUGAAGUGUUCAUAUCCUGUCUGGGAAGACUUCAGUGCCAAGGCCACCAAGCUGCACUCUCAACUCCGAACCACCGUGCUAGCAGCAGUGGCCUUUCUGGAUGCCUUUCAGAAGGUGGCGGACAUGGCAACCAACACAAGAGGUGCCACCAGGGAUAUCGGAUCAGCGCUGACCCGCAUGUGUAUGAGGCAUCGCAGCAUUGAGGCGAAACUACGCCAUUUUACUAAUGCUUUGAUGGAGAGCCUGAUCACUCCUCUACAAGACCGCAUUGAAGACUGGAAGAAGACAGCAAAUCAACUGGACAAGGACCAUGCCAAAGAGUACAAACGGUCUCGUCAUGAAAUAAAGAAAAAAUCUUCAGACACCAUGAAAUUACAGAAAAAAGCCAGGAAAGAGCUACAGGGCCGGGGGGACCUUCAGCCUCAGCUGGACAGUGCCAUGCAGGAUGUGAAUGACAUGUACCUGCUGAUGGAGGAGACAGAGAAGCAGGCGGUGCGGCGAGCUCUAGUGGAGGAGAGAGGACGCUUCUGUACCUUCAUCGGCUUCCUACAGCCUGUAGUGAAUGGAGAGAUUGCCAUGUUGGGAGAGAUCACUCAUCUCCAGGCCAUUAUUGAUGACCUCACCGUGUUAACCACAGACCCCCACAAACUGCCCCCAGCCAGCGAGCAGGUAAUAAAAGACCUUAAGGGUUCUGAUUACUCUUGGUCGUACCAGACUCCCCCCUCCUCUCCCAGCAGCUCCGGAUCCAGGAAAAGUAGCAUGUGCAGCAGUGUAAACAGCGCCCAUAGUAGUGCCUCUCGAUCCUCUGGUGGCUCUCAGACUCACUCACCCAGUUCGUCCUGUCGCUACCGCAGCCUGGCCCAACCGCUAACAACCGCUGCACACCGCCUCAGCAGCGUCUCCUCCCACGACUCCGGCUUCAUCUCCCAGGACGCCAACGUCUACUCCAAACCCCCAUCACCCAUGCCCUCUGAUAUAACCAGCCAGAAGUCAUCAAGUUCAGCGUCCUCAGAAGCAUCUGAGACCUGCCAGUCAGUUAGUGAGUGUAGCUCUCCAACCACAUUUGGCUCGUCCUUCGCUACCUUCCGCCCUGCUCUCUCUCACACUGGCUCCAUCAGGCCUUUCUCUGUCAUACUUCCUGCGUCCCCACCCUAUAACCGCUCCCCUGGAUCCAACACACCCUCUCCCACAUCCAAGGUUCCUUGCUGGAAGGACUGGUCCAAGGUAGGUUCCAGUGAGCAGCCGUUGGCCAGCAUGCUUCAAAGGAGGAAGGAGCCUCUUGAUAGGCUGAGGGAGGCAGAAACCUCUCCUCAGUCACAGGGGUAUUCUGGGAUGCAUUCGGAAGACCCCCAGAGGCCAAGGAUGACCCCGGCUACUAUAGCUGCCAAGCAUGGUGAGGAGGUCUCUCCAGCUGCUAGUGAUCUGGCCAUGGUUCUGACGCGAGGCCUCAGCAUGGAGCAGCAGAAGAGCAGCCGAGACUCCCUUCAGUACUCGAGUGGAUACAGCACUCAGACAACUACUCCCUCCUGCUCAGAAGAUACCAUCCCCUCACAGGGCUCCGAUUAUGAUGGUUACUCAGUGAAUGGAGACACUGAGGCCGACGGUCAGGCUGAAUUCGACAAAUCCUCCACAAUUCCUCGCCACAGUAAUAUCGCACAGAACUACCGGCGCAUGAUACAGACUAAGCGUCCCGCCAGCACAGCAGGCCUGCCCAGCGGAGUGGGCGCUCUGGGCGGACCACCCGGCGGAGGCGGAGGCACGGCCACCAUUCGCCGAACACCAUCUACAAAGCCCGGGGUGAGGCGCACCCUCUCUAAUGCUGGCCCUAUUCCUAUACGCCCACCCAUCGUGCCAGUCAAGACCCCCACUGUGCCUGAUUCACCCGGCGGGACCGCAGGCCCUCCCGCCCGUGUGGGCAGCGAAGAAUGUGUAUUUUAUGUGCCGGAUGACGCCUCCCCGGGAGCGCUGGAGUACGUGAAGGCCUCUCCAAAGCGGCUUAGCCUGCCCAACACAGCCUGGGGUUCAGGGGGCGUGGGCGGCUUAGAGAUGAGCGUGUACGGCCAACCGGGAGAAGAAGAUCACCUGCUGGCUGCAAACCGCCACAGUCUGGUGGAGAAGAUCGGGGAGCUGGUGGCCAGCGCUCACGCCUUAGGUGAGGGCCAGUUCCCCUUCCCCUUGCUUCCGAAUCAGCCCCCGCCGGGCCCCGUGGCCGAGCCGGACCCUGAAGCGGAGGGUGAGGACAUGCUGAGGUCUAUUCGUCGAGGGGUGCGACUGCGCAAAACCGUCUCCAACGAUCGCUCAGCGCCCCGGAUUUUGUGAUGCCUCCUGGAGAGAUGGGAGAAUAAGAGCGAAGUAACCCAGAAAAAAAAAACUUCACAAUGACUCUCUUUAGAAAGCGAGCUAUGAAAAAGAGGAUUAAAAAAUUAAAUGUUUAAAAGUCAUUAUAGAAAUAAUGAAUAACAGUAAUGAAAAAAAGUAAAUGAUAUGUAACAGCAGGCUCAGGCCACUAUAACUCUUAGCGUGUCCGAACGCAUGUUUGUCUUAUUAACACGCCCAUCACUGCGGGAUAGUUGAACUGUAGUGAGACAAUUAACUAAUGAAAGAACAAGUGGCCAGGAUGUUUGGGGGAUUUUUGUGGUCCGCUCCAGAUCUUCGCAUGGUCCCCCUAGAAUAACGGCCCUCCUCAAACUAUGGACCCCAGGAAUCAGUGCUGGAGAAGCUCAUGGGGUACGCAGGUUCUCUUUGAAAAUCCUUGCUCUCUCUAACCCCACCCUCACCUCCAGUAAAUU